UUAAAAGUCCCUUCCAACUCUACAGAUUCUUUGAUUCUAUUUAAAAUGGAAGUUUCACUCUUUCAAAUUUGAUGCCUAUGCAUAUGAACAAAGGUUGUAGGUGUGUAGAUUGACUUUCAAAUUCCCUUAACUCACGAGUAAUGCUGUCAAAACUGAGUUAUAUGUAAUUUAGAACUUAAUAACUGUAAAAAUUCUUCUCUUUCCCUUCCUUCACUGCUGCAUGAAAACAACAUGUAAAUUGGCAUCUUUAUUUCUGAAGGUGUUAUUGUUGCACAGGACAGUAAGCCUGUUGUGGUAAGCCUUUGUCUUAUUUAGUGUGCACUGGAAUUUUGUUCUGAAACAUAUUUGCAACAGAAAGACCUGAAACUAAGUAAGAGAUUUAAGAGCACACAGAAAUCCAGUACAAUUGUUUUGUUUUGAUACAAUCUUUAAAAUAGUAAGUGCUGGUAUUGCUAAAGUUUAAACAAAAUGGAGCAGGGAGAUCUUGGGUAAGAGAUGGUGCUGAAAUUUCCGGAUGCUUUCCCUUCCAGACCUGUAUGUUGUUUUGAAUGAACAAAAAAGGAAAUGCAGUACUGCUGUUUGGUCUGAGCUCUGACACUUCUUAAAGCAGAUUUUCUUCCUGGCUUCAGCAGUAUCCACACCCCAGGAGUUCUUUUCAGCGGCCUGCUGCUCUUAUUCCAUGUUCAGAAGUAGAAGCAUGCAAGUAGAAUUGGUUGGUUGCUGCACUGAAUUAAUUUUUGAGUAGUGAGACCAGUGUGCAUUGGCAACAAGACCAACGGCAUCUUUGUUCAGUGCCAUUUCUUUAUUAUAGCUGAAUAAAUUGGUAACUGGCUGCACAUCUGCUGUUUACUGUUACUCUAAUGAACUAUUUCUUGUGAAUACACGGUAACAUCUGUUACAGAAAGGUAGGUGACAGAACUUUAAUUAAACAGACUGUAAAGUAUGAUUUGAGUUUAAUUAAACAGCGUAAUUGAAAUACCGAAGUGUCUUUACAUUCAGGAAGUAGUAAUCACCUAUGGUCUCUUUUCUAAUCACCUGUGGACUCUUUUCUAGGACACUUUUUUUUUUUUUCUCUGCUUCUGCUGAUUGACUUGGUCAGAAAUUCAUUUGGUGCCAUUCUCUUGAGGCUCUGACAGAUCGCUGUGUGAGGAGCACCGUGCAAACAUGGCAUUUUCCAACACGGCUGAGCAGAAAUGCUCAGCAUGGUUUAGAAGCUCACUUGUAAUAACAGAGUGCUUGUUUACCUUUGCUUGUGUGCCUUUACUGAAUAUGCUUUAGUUAUACCAUUCUUUUUUCCCUUUUCUAUUUUAUUGGAAGCACUUUUACGUACUCUGUUUUUAGCUUCUGUGAAUUCAGCUUCAUUUAUUCAGGAAGCUAUUCCCAUCCUUCCUGGUGAUAUUUCACACUGCUUGCCCUAUUUGUAAGGGGGUAGGAGGAAAUGAAUGCAACUUCUCGGAACCCACUUGUAACACUUGAAUGUUCUGAUUAACCCUGUGUGACUAAUGAUAUGUCAGGGGUCAUUUUAAUGCCUUUUUUCUUAGUUUGCUUGACUCAGAUUUGUCGCGCAGCCUUGACGUGUGUUCCCAACUCCAUUGCCCCCUUCCCGUCAUCUGCUGUGUUCUAACUACAGAUGUUUCAAAAAUGUGAAAUACUUUGCUUUGUGUACUACUGACUGUUUCACUAAUCAAUAUUUAAUGUGGUUUUCAUAGGAUAUGUAACAUGACACUGAUAUUCUGGACAGUUUAUUGUAGGAGCCUCUGUGAAGCUGUUUUUUUGAAGUAAUGCCAAUAGAAAGUGGAAGUUGUGCAUCUGCUCGCCAAGCAAAGCAGAAACGCAAAUCGCACAGUCUUUCAAUCCGAAGAACCAACAGUUCUGAGCAAGAACGGGCAGGACUGCAGAGAGACAUGUUGGAAGGGCAGGAUUCUAAACUACCAUCUUCUGUUCGGAACACACUCCUUGAACUUUUUGGACAAAUAGAGCGGGAGUUUGAAAAUUUAUAUAUUGAAAAUUUGGAACUACGUAGAGAGAUUGAUACACUUAAUGAGCGUUUAGCAGCUGAAGGACAGACAAUUGAUGGAGCUGAACUGAGCAAAGGACAACUGAAAACAAAAGCCAGCCAUAGCACCAGUCAACUUUCUCAGAAAUUAAAGACAACUUACAAGGCAUCUACUAGCAAGAUUGUAUCCAGUUUUAAAACUACAACAUCAAGAGCAAUCUGUCAACUGGUAAAGGAAUACGUUGGCCACAGGGAUGGCAUUUGGGAUGUCAGUGUUGCAAAAACUCAGCCAGUGGUUUUGGGAACUGCAUCUGCUGAUCAUACUGCUUUGCUGUGGAGCAUAGAAACGGGGAAGUGCCUUGUCAAGUACGUAGGGCAUGUUGGAUCAGUAAAUUCGAUAAAGUUUCAUCCAACUGAGCAAGUGGCUCUUACAGCAUCUGGAGACCAGACAGCUCACAUCUGGAGAUACAUAGUACAGUUGCCUACACCUCAGCCAACUGCAGACUGCAAUCAAGUGUCUGGAGAAGAUGAAUUUGAGUUCUCGGAUAAAGAUGAACCAGAUGGAGAUGGAGAUGGUUCUAGUGAUUGUCCCACUGUCAGAGCCCCAUUAACUUCACUCAAAAGUCAUCAAGGAGUGGUCAUAGCAGCUGACUGGCUUGUUGGGGGGAAGCAAGCUGUGACGGCCUCGUGGGAUAGGACAGCAAACCUGUAUGAUGUAGAGACUUCUGAAUUAGUCCAUUCUCUUACAGGGCAUGACCAAGAACUAACGCACUGUUGUACACAUCCCACCCAGCGUCUUGUGGUGACAUCAUCACGUGAUACAACUUUCCGUCUGUGGGAUUUCAGAGAUCCUUCUAUCCAUUCUGUGAAUGUCUUUCAGGGCCACACAGACACUGUGACAUCUGCAGUUUUCACUGUGGGAGACAAUGUUGUUUCUGGUAGUGAUGACCGCACUGUAAAAGUUUGGGAUUUGAAAAACAUGAGGUCUCCUAUUGCUACCAUUCGUACAGAUUCUGCAGUAAAUAGGAUUAAUGUAUGUGUUGGCCAAAGAAUCAUUGCCCUUCCACACGACAACCGACAGGUUAGGUUAUUUGACAUGUCAGGAGUGCGAUUAGCACGCCUCCCUCGCAGUAAUAGACAGGGCCACAGAAGAAUGGUGUGCUGCUCAGCCUGGAGUGAAGACCACCCAAUAUGUAACCUCUUCACCUGUGGAUUUGAUCGUCAGGCUAUUGGCUGGAACAUCAAUAUCCCUGCUUUGUUACAAGAAAAGUGAAAUGCUGGAAGAAUUUUUGCUUUUUAUGUUGCCGUGGACUGCUGUACUUCUGCAGACUUCUCUGAAUACCGGUCUGCUAUUGGUCUAAAAGCUCUUCCUUAAAUGGAGACUUCAGCAGAUGUUGUUCUUGUUACCACAUUGUGCACAGUUUGCAUGAGUUGUACAGAAAAUGUGUAUUUUUUUUUAAAUUAGUUUGUCCUGUGUAUGAACUUUUAUAUUUUGGCAUCCACUGGUCAAUAUGUUCACUGUUGCAUAGAACACAUAAAUGUUCAUAAGUUAUUUAGCAUUUGAUAGAUAAACAGUAGGGCAUUACAUUUGUGACAUAAAUGUGAAACUGAUGUAGUUAAUGUAGAGAGUGUAUAGCAGUCUGUUACAUUUUUCCAUGAUCUACAUAUCUGCCUUGUGUUAAAAAGAAUCUGCAGGGCUAAAAGUUUGAAAUGAAGUGUGAAUUUCACUAGUUGUAUGAUUGUAAACAUUUUCCUGUUUGCAUCUGAUUGGAACAGUUAUUUUUAGUGCUGCAGUAUAGUGCUACUUCAACUCCAUUUUCAGUCCAGUUAUGGGAGAAAUAGUAGACUUGAGAAGGAAAAUAUAAACAACUUGUAGUGAUUA
Messenger RNA from Meleagris gallopavo (turkey), 3878 nucleotides. It is a transcript of the gene WDR37, whose product is annotated as WD repeat domain 37. The record is from RefSeq and is a predicted model, not a curated record. Gene Ontology annotation, molecular function: protein binding. NCBI's taxonomy places the organism in Eukaryota, Metazoa, Chordata, Aves, Galliformes, Phasianidae.